Messenger RNA from Racocetra persica, 1959 nucleotides. NCBI's taxonomy places the organism in Eukaryota, Fungi, Glomeromycota, Glomeromycetes, Diversisporales, Gigasporaceae. The record is from the annotation of a GenBank genome assembly.
AUGACCAUGAACGAUGUGGCUUUUGAUUUUCGUGCUUGUAUGGCUGACAUUAAAUUAUUUUGUUAUAUUCUGGGCACUCCUAUUAAGUGUGCUACUCCAAUUGACCUUGGCAAAAAAAUUCAACCUAACGAUAUUAUCAAAGCAAGUGAAUUGAAGAUAUGGAAAUUUGAAAUACCUCUCGAUGAAGACAAUGAGCAUUUGAAAAUACUUAAUGAGAACUUUUGUACAAAUAUCAGCAAUAAACAAAUACUUGGUAAGGAUUUGUAUCCACAUAAAAAGAUUUUAGAGGUUUUUCAAGGAUAUAUUUUUAAAGAAGAAUAUAUCCACAUCAUCGUGGAGCCACCCACUACAACUGAACCUCCGAAAACUGUUGAAGAAAUUAUCAAAAGCAUUAUACAGGGUGCCAAAAGGUUUGACAUAUCCACGUCCAAAUCACUUGACAAAAUAUGCAUGCUAUUGCAACAGCGCAACUUUGAAAAGGCAUUAAAAAAUAUUAAUAAAAACACAAGCUCUAAUGAUUUACAAAAGGAAGGCAAAUCAAAUUACUGGUAUCUCGUUAGUGCGGGAGCCCCCGGGAUAGGCAAAACACGAUUUGGCCAAGAACUUUUUGAAUAUGCCAAACAAAAUUGGAAACCGCCCCAAAGUUGGGGUGAUGCACAUUUUGAAUACCUACACAUGGAUUUUGGAAAAGGUAUUCAGCUGGACGAUUAUAAUUGUGAACUUAAUGUAUCAGUAAUUUUCGGAUUGCGUAUUGCCUACGCAUUCUUUAUUGAAAGUAAAUAUUAUAUUUUAUUUGAAGAAUUCCGUGCCAAAGCCCUUAUGCACGGCAAAGAUAUUUUUAUUUUUGACUCUGUUAUCACCUAUUACUAUGAAUUUCUGAAGCUCUAUAAUAAUCGAAAAUUAUUCCUGUAUCUCCAUAUUGAUGAAUUUCAAUUGAUUGAUACAUGGGAUCCGUUCCUUUUAGGAAUAGCUCCACAGGCUGUUGUCAUGCAAAAAGAGUCUUCAACUAUUUCAUUUUAUCUACUUUUGAUAAAUGCAGGAGGAUUGCCUCAUGCUCUUGAACGACUUUUAAUCACCUGCUUUCAGAGGUUAUACGACGGUAAGAUGUUUUUUAAGGAAUACCAAAACCAUGAUUAUGACAGUAUUUACACAAUUGUUAAAGAGGACCUUCAGCGGAUGUAUAAUAUUUACGAAGAUGUGAAACAAAACAAGCAUCUUGCUAUGAAACUCAUGUAUCAUUGUGUAGAGGAAAUUCCCGUUUCUGAUAAAACUUGCCUAGAUGAGAAGAAUCCACAUCUCACAAUAGAAAAUCUGCAACGUGAUGGGCAUAUCGUUCUUUCUCCUUGUGAAAUUUCUGGAAUGAAUUUGGGGCAACUAUACCCUGGCGCUUAUGGAGAUGAUAUUUAUUUACAGAUAUAUAUAGUUUUGAAGAAGCUUCAUUGUUAUGAGGCGAAUGAGCAAUUUCCACAUAGCAAGAAAUUAACGAACAAAUAUGAUCAUAAACUAAUCGACUUGGAGAGUGGAACUGUUGUGGUUCUCAAUGGUGCAUCUGCUGAUUUCGCAGAUAUAAUCUUAGUUAGAAUGAACGGUGUAAAAUGUCUAUUGAUGAUUCAAUACAAGUGGAACUAUGGUUCAAAGAUGAUGACUGAGAAAAUUAUUGAUGAUGAGGACAUCAAAAAUUUAAGCAAGCUUAUUACUGAAGUUAAAAAGAUGUAUGAAGGUUAUGAGCUCAUUACAAUCAUCUUUACUACACAACCAUAUAGUGGGCUACAGGAAAAAGCAGGCAUUCUAAUCAUUUCAAAAGACAAUUUCGAUAAACACUUUGGAUCUGUUUUUUCAUCAUUGGCCACAUUUUCUUUUGUUAAAGCUGUCAAUCCUAAUUUUUGGGAUGUAAAUAGAUUAAAAAACGUUCUCGAUGGUAUUGGUGAUGCUUUUAUUGAAAACGUUAUUGAAAAGUGA